AUAUUUAUUUAUCAAUAUAUAACAUAUUGUUAAUUAGUAUAUUAAUUAUUAUUUUAUUUUACAAUCUCUAAAAUAAUUGAGUCCUACUUUUUUGAAUUUUUUAAAUUAUAAAAAAUCGAAUUUUAUUUUUGGAGUAAAAUUAAAACAAAUCCUUAUCCUCAAGGUAUGAGGUGUCAAAAAUGUUUAGAAAUGGGCCACUGGAGUUAUGAAUGCAAAGGAAAACGAAAAUAUCUCCAUCGGUCUUCAAGGACAACGCAAUUAAAAAAAGCUUUGAAACAGAAAGAAGAAAAUAAAUCAGAAACAAAAAAUUCAAAAUCAAAAGAUGAAAAUGCGGUGGAAAAAAUACCAGUGACGAAGAAGAAAAAAAGUAAGAAAGAGUCAAGCAGCUCAAGUAGUUCAGAUUCUUCAAGCAGUGACAGCGAUAGCAGUUCAUCAGAUUCCUCGUCGGACAGCGACUCCAGCAGCAGCAGUUCCAGCAGUAGCUCUAGCAGCAGUAGUAAUAGUUCCAGUAGCAGUAGCAGCAGCAGCAGCAGUAGCUCUAGUAGCAAUGACUCGAGUAGCAAAAAGAAGCGACGAAAAAAGAAAUAAAAUUAAUUUUAUUUAUUUUAAAUAAUUAACAAGUUAUUUUUUUAAUUGACAAUGAGUAUUUUUACUAUCACUCUAUCAAGCUGUAAAUAUAUUAAAAAUAAUUUUUUUAUUCGACGAUCUUUUUGAUUAUUUUUUUAUACAGUUUAUAAAUGUUUUAAGUAAUAA
This is a messenger RNA of Microplitis demolitor, 753 nucleotides long. RefSeq names its product zinc finger CCHC domain-containing protein 10. Lineage: Eukaryota; Metazoa; Arthropoda; Insecta; Hymenoptera; Braconidae. The coding region runs from base 166 to 588 and encodes 140 amino acids. Gene Ontology annotation, molecular function: nucleic acid binding; zinc ion binding. The transcript has 3 exons. The record is from RefSeq and is a predicted model, not a curated record.